AUGGCUUCACCACGCCAUGACGGGUCGCCUGAACCUCCUUCUCUCGAUGUCCACAGACUCGAGUCCUCGGGUACGGCUGAUUCUGAUUGCGUGGUGAUGGUAAAACUUACUGAUGAACUUUUUACCGCCCUCAUAGCAGCGCAAAAAAGAAAAAUCCCUCUGAGCAUGCGAAUCGAGGAAAAAGGAGGUUCUUUUGUGAUCGGUGAUAACUCUGUUUUUUCAUUCCAAAACCAACCAAUACAAGGAGAGACUGACACAGUUUGUUUCGAUCCUCGUCUGAAUUGUCAUCGUACUGUUGGGUCUUACCAAUACAAGUAUCAGGUGCAAGCUACUGACAAGACUUUCGCUGACACGCGAGAAAGGGCGCAAAAGUUGGCGGAAGAAGAGAAUCGUAAAGGAGCAAAAGACGUUAAUAAACAUGGUCGUAAACACCUUAGCGCUCCAAAAUCGUCGCGAGUCGGGUCCGCGUCGUCUUCUCGUCAUUCUUCUCCUCUCUUGUCUAAGGCUUCAUCGGAUCCUCAAAAUCGAAUUAGUCCCAAUAAGUUCAGCAAUCCAACGGGUACCAAUGGGCUGGCUCCAUCGGCAAACAACGGGUCUUCUCGUCCGAUAACUCAUCCUCUGGCUGCUGAGCUGCGGAAGAAGAAGUUACGGCCUCGAAUUGUUCAUUUAGUUGUGACAUGUCGUUACUCAAGUUGUGAAGAGAUUCAUAAAAAGUUACGGAAGGAUGGUCUCAGUGAGGAGUUCGACGAUGCUCGCAAGAUUGAGGAGAUUGUUCGCGAGGUAGCCGAGAGAUCUGAAAGUGGAAAAUACAUUCUCAAACCAGCUCUUAAUAGUGAAGUUGAUUCUCGAUGGCCAUGGUUUACUCAUGAAGAGAAAGCUUAUGUUCGAAAAGUUCUCUCCUCAUCAACUCAGCAGUUCUUAGCUAGUUCUUCGUUUGCCCCUAUGAGAAAAAGCGGUAUGGAGAGAAUGCAAGCUCCUUCUGCUUCUAUUACUCAAAAUAUCAGUCCUGAAGCUAUUCCGACACCACCAACUAGUCGACCAUCAUCAGGUGGUCCUCCCAAGACCAAAACAGUUUCUCCUGUUGCACAAACAAGGCCAAGCCCGGCUGUGACGCCAGCUCAUGAAGAAAUUGUUGAGGAAUCAGUGGCGGGGUCUAGUUCUAAAAGAAAAGCUCAUGUUCCUUCUUCGCAUCAUGUUGAUAAACGACCUCGGCAAGAUAGUUCUAGUCCUCCAGAAGAUCCUCGUAGCAAUCAGCCUAGUCACAAAGAGAAGCUAAUGGCUGCUCGUGCUAGUGGGAGCACAACGUCAUCACGUCUCUCGUCACCCUGUAGUUUGUCUUCUCCUAGUCAGCCUUCCUGUGAUUGGGAAAAAACUUUUCCUGAGAUCAAAGACGCUCGGGAUGCUGAAAAGUAUUUUUCUCUCUAUCAUAGUGAUUAUCCUAUUUAUAUGAGUUGUUAUAAGCAAUUGAAUAAGGUUGCUAUGGAGUUUAAAGAUUUAGAAGAUCAAUUGAAAAAUGUUGUUCGUGUUCAACGCGAGAGCUCAAAGAUCGAACGAUCCAUUCAAGAAAGAUUCUCUCAGUUUGAAAAAGACGAAGAAUUUUUAAGAUGUCGUCAACGUCAUGCUGAUCUACGUUCCAAGCUUUCUGUUUUGAAACAGAGAAUUUCGGACUGGGAGCGCCAACAAGAAAAUUCUCCUUGUGUCCUAUAA
Molecule: messenger RNA, 1707 nt
Organism: Auanema sp. JU1783
Lineage: Eukaryota; Metazoa; Nematoda; Chromadorea; Rhabditida; Rhabditidae
Source: the annotation of a GenBank genome assembly